Cebus imitator (Panamanian white-faced capuchin) is the source of this 1459-nucleotide messenger RNA. Its product is annotated as sulfotransferase 1A3-like. The coding region runs from base 391 to 1230 and encodes 279 amino acids. The record is from RefSeq and is a predicted model, not a curated record. The transcript is spliced from 7 exons. Gene Ontology annotation, molecular function: sulfotransferase activity. NCBI's taxonomy places the organism in Eukaryota, Metazoa, Chordata, Mammalia, Primates, Cebidae. Gene Ontology annotation, cellular component: cytoplasm. Gene Ontology annotation, biological process: sulfation.
UCUCAUGAAAAACAGAAAAAAGAAAACUUGUCUGUUGGCCUGCCCUGCCGGGUGGAGUUUAGAGAGAAGGUCAUCAGAGAGAAGGUCAGGAACCUGGUGCCAGCUCACAAAAAAACUCCAAAUACCAAAGGCCCCUUUUGCCUUUCAUUCUUGUAUUUUCUACACACUAAACUCACAUCUUGGGUUUGUAGAUUGCUCUCAGCUUGGCUGCAGCUGAGGUUCCCACCCUCAACCCCACCCCUUCCUUCCUGGAACUGAGCUAAGUCCCAGCCCUGACUCCAGAUCCCUCCCACAUUGAACCUUCAAAACCUUCAACUCCCCACACCGCGCCCACACUCAGCCCCUGCAGGCCAGGAGAGCACGAGGCCAGGCUCCAGAGAGCUCAGGAACAUGGAGCUGAACCAGUACACCACCCGCCAGCCUCUGGAGUAUGUGAAGGGGAUCCCGCUCAUCAAGUACUUUGCAGACGCACUGGGGCCCCUGGAGAGCUUCCAAGCCCUACCUGAUGACCUACUCAUCAACACCUACCCCAAGUCUGGCACUACCUGGGUGAGCCAAAUACUGGACAUGAUCUACCAGGGCGGUGACCUAGAGAAGUGUAACCGGGCUCCCAUCUACAUACGGGUGCCCUUCCUUGAGCUCAAUGAUCCAGGGGAUCCCUCAGGGCUGGAGACUCUGAAAGUCACACCAUCCCCACGCCUCAUCAAGUCACACCUACCCCUGGCCCUGCUCCCCCAGACUCUGUUGGAUCAGAAGAUCAAGGUGGUCUAUGUUGCCCGCAACGCAAAGGACGUGGCCGUCUCUUACUACCACUUCCACCGCAUGGAAAAGACACAUCCUGAGCCUGGGACCUGGGACAGCUUCCUGGAGAAGUUCAUGGCCGGAGAAGUGUCCUACGGGUCCUGGUACCAGCACGUGCAGGAGUGGUGGGAGCUGAGCCGCACACACCCUGUUCUCUACCUCUUCUAUGAAGACAUGAAGGAGGUGAGACCACCUGUGCUGCUGCCCUCCAUGGGACACCUGGGGACAGGCACCUCACAGGGACCCGCAAGGCCACCCAGUCCCCUCUCCAGGCAGCCCNUCAUGGACCACAGCAUCUCCCCCUUCAUGAGGAGAGGCACGGCUGGGGACUGGAAAACCACCUUCACUGUGGCGCAGAAUGAGCGCUUCGACCCGGACUAUGCAGAGAAAAUGGCAGGCUGCAGCCUCAGCUUCCGCUCCCAGCUGUGACAGGGCUCCCGGGGUCACUGCAGAGGGAGUGUGCGAGUCAAGCCUGACCACGGGGCUCAGGAAUAAAAUAUGAAUUGUGGGCCAGUGACAGUGGGUCAUGUCUGUAAUCCCAGCAAUUUGGAGGCUGAGGUAGGAGGAUCACUUGAGCCCAUGAGUUCAAGACCAACCUGGGCAACAUAGUGAGAUUCUGUUGCAAAAAGUAAUAAAAUAAAAUCAAUUUUUAAAAAGA